UUUCGAUCGGGAGACCUCGAGAGCGAGAGGAGGCUGCAAGAGAGCUCUCGAGUCUCGAGUUGGAGGCAAUGAGCAGUUCCCGGGAUUCGUCUCCCGAUUGGCUCCGCGAAUUCAAGGCACCAACUCGAGAUUUUGAGACAUUAUCUUCAGAUUCUGAUUCUUCUCCAAAAAUUAGUCCCAAAGGAUUUGUCGGUAUAAAUUCUGAGGCAUUAGAGGAGCAUCAAAACGAACAAGAUUCUGUUCUUAUUGAUAGCCAAGAAAGUCCUGCCAAGAAGGGUAAAAAACGAAAGUCUCCAAAAGUUGAAGAGAAUUUUGAUAUUAAAGAAGAUGCAUCUGAUGCACUAGAGGGGGAACCGAUUGAGGAGGAUAUUAAAGAAAAACCUGCUAAACCUUUGGUCUCCUCCAGGUUGCCUUUGGUGUUUCCUGACAAAGUUCAGCGUACAAAGGCACUUGUUGAGUGUGAUGGGGACUCCAUAGACUUAGGUGGAGAUGUGGGUGCUGUUGGGCGUAUAGUAAUUUCAAAUGGCUCAAAGGGAAACCAUGAGAUGCUCUUGGACCUUAAAGGCACAAUUUAUAGAUCCACAAUUGUACCCUCGAGGACUUUUUGCAUUGUUAGUGUUGGACAAUCAGAAGCAAAGAUAGAGGCAAUUAUGAAUGACUUUAUUCAGCUGGAACCUCAAUCAAAUGUAUUUGAAGCGGAAACAAUGGUUGAAGGUACACUUGAUGGGUUUUCAUUUGAUUCAGAUGAGGAGGGAGAGAAGAUUCCCAGGAUCAAUGCUGAUCAAAGCAACUCAAACAAUGAAAAUGGAGAUCAAGCCAAUAAGAAGAGCAGGAAGAAAGAGGGUAUGACGCAAAAGAAGGCUAAAGCUACUGUAAAGCCAUCUAAGAAAGCAGCAAGGAAGCCUCAAGCUUCAAGGAAAACAAAGAAGUCAAAGAAAUGAGAUGCAUGGAAGCUGAACAACCAUUUUCUUAAGAUAACACAACUUCCCAGACCCAAGUCAUAAUAGCUGCAGCAUAUUAUCUAGUUUAUCAAGAUUGGCUUUUAAACCUCAUGUCUCAACCUCUUUAAUGAAACGGACUUGAUUAAUAUUGUGAUUUCAUUCAGAUUAAUGCACUGUGAUUCUGUGAAUCACAAUUCUCUCGGCAAUCCAUUGCCUUCAGUGGUAAUGCUUGUAAUGCUGUACCAAGAGACAUCAGGAGAAAGAAUGACAAUUUUCCUUAUGAGA
Molecule: messenger RNA, 1226 nt
Organism: Dioscorea cayenensis subsp. rotundata (Guinea yam)
Lineage: Eukaryota; Viridiplantae; Streptophyta; Magnoliopsida; Dioscoreales; Dioscoreaceae
Product: DNA-binding protein BIN4
Exons: 10
Coding region: 69-941 (290 amino acids)
Biological process (GO): DNA endoreduplication; chromosome organization
Cellular component (GO): nucleus; DNA topoisomerase type II (double strand cut, ATP-hydrolyzing) complex
Molecular function (GO): double-stranded DNA binding
Source: RefSeq, a predicted model, not a curated record